This is a messenger RNA of Prorocentrum cordatum, 1162 nucleotides long. NCBI's taxonomy places the organism in Eukaryota, Dinophyceae, Prorocentrales, Prorocentraceae. The record is from the annotation of a GenBank genome assembly.
ACCCGUCGCUGCGCCUCUCCCGGGCCGACCGCGCGGCGGGCGGCGGGCUCCGCGGCCCCCUGCCGCCGGCCUCGCCGGCCGGGCACCCGGGCGCCCUGGGCGAGAGGCCGCGCGCCCCCGCUGGGCCGUUCCCGCGCUGGGCAGCUUCCUGGCAGAGGGCACGGCCCUCGCCGAGAGGUACUACAGCGACGGCUGCCAGCGGCUGCGGGGCGCCGAGAGCUUCCACCGCUGGCAGGGCACGGUCGGCCCCUCCUUCCGCACGGCCAACCUGGCGUUCAGGUUCGGUGUCCGCACCAGCAGGAUCGCCCCAGAGUUGGUGCGGCGCGGCGCAGGCGAGGUGACGCCGGUGGUGGUCGUGGCCAACCAGAAGGCGGGGACCACCACCUGGCACAAACAGGGCAAUUGGGUGGCGGUCAUGCUGCGCGCGAGCAGCGAGGAGCUGACCUGCCUCUACUACCGGAACGGCAAGUACCGGGUCCCGGACCAGAGCGGCAACAGGGGCUGCAGCCGCUGGUGGUUUACCGCCCGCGGGCGGGCCGGCAGUGCCCCGUCGCAGCUCCUCGUGGAGCCCUCCGCCCUGGUCAUGACCUUCGUCCACGACCCGGUGCACGUGUUCUGGGCAGGCGUCAAGGAGACCAUCUGCAGCCUGCUGCAGCCGGGCCGGGCGGGCAAGCUCGGCCCCGCCCGUGAGGAGGUCACGCCCGGCGUGUUCUGGAGGCGCUUCGCGGGGCGGCCCGCGUCCGUCACGGUGGACUCGCUGCGUGCGCUCCUCUCCGACCUCGGCCAGGGGCUCUUCGUGGACGACAUGGCCUUCCACGUCUGGCCGCAGGCCGCCAAGAUCGACGUGGACCUCGGAGGAGCCCCUUCCAGGCCCGAACUCGUACAGGUUCAUCGGGAAGCUGGGCAACCUCUCCCGCUUCCUGGCGAGCGCCUUCGAGGCCCUUCGAGGGAGGAGCAUCUGCACAGCCACACCUACUCUCGGAGUCGUUUGUUGUUCUUCGUCCGAGGCCCCGGGGGCAUCCCGAAAGCAGACCGGCUGGUACCCCGGGUGCAAGUCCCAGAUCGACCGCGCGAUCGGCCAGCUGACGGGAAACGACACGAGGCGGGUGUGCGAUCUCGUGGCUGCGGACUUUGCAUGCUUCGACUUCGCCCCGCCACCUGA